Molecule: messenger RNA, 1056 nt
Organism: Arthroderma uncinatum
Lineage: Eukaryota; Fungi; Ascomycota; Eurotiomycetes; Onygenales; Arthrodermataceae
Exons: 1
Coding region: 1-1056 (351 amino acids)
Source: RefSeq, a predicted model, not a curated record
AUGGUUUCGACCGGGACACUUCUCUCUUAUUUCAAGGCUGCGCAUCCCCAAAAGAUAUUUGUCCAAGUAUUGAGUACACUAGAUGCUGCUGCCAACAUGUAUCUAUUUUUCUAUUUCUCAUUGAUCAUCUCACUACUUGAGGCCUCUUGGGCCCAGAACACUCCCCGGCAGGUUGUGUGGGGGUCAGUCGUCUUUACAAGAUACGGAGAAAGUGUGCCUUAUGGCUUGCCCGCAGCCGGGACUCUUACACCCCUCGGUGCUCAACAGUUAGCUGGGGCCGGUUCUGCGUUUAGACGCCGUUACAUUAUGCCGAGCUCAAACCCCAGCCUAUCCUUGUCUAGGAUCCAAGGCUUGUCGGUCUCGUUGGAAAAUAGUCAGGUUAGCGUUUCUACGGUGUCCGCCGAAAAUAUGGUCGCGUCUGCCCAAGCGUUUAUGCAGGGCCUUUACCCUCCAUCCCUGGCCGUUAGACUCCCGAGUAAUAUGGCAGAGGUCAAUGGCAGCCUGGUUGACUGUCCAUUAAACGGGUACCAAUAUCCACUCAUCUCGACCUAUAGCUUCGAUGACCCUACGUCCGCCUAUAUUUCUGGGAAUAUGCAUUGCCCACUACAUUUGGCUGGAGUUUUGAACUUCUUCUUCACUCCAGAGUACAAGAAGAUUAUUGAACAAGCCGACUCGUUCUAUAAAGAUUUAUAUCCACAGUUGCUGUUCAACGUUUACGACCGCAGCAUGUUAAGCCUACUCAAUGCACCUAUGAUUUACGAGUAUCUUAGCUACCAGUACCUCCACAACUCAACCGCCCGAGGCACAAUUUCUAGUGCUGAUAUAGGCCAAGCACGCCACCUCGCAAACCAAUGGGCGCAUGCUACUUCGAGGGGUGAAGACAACAUCUUGGGUAGGAAUGGACUUCUUGCCAUCGGGGGCAAAACAUUGGCUCAUAUGGUCUUGCAUGCGCUCAGGGAUAAUGAGGCCACGAAAGGUGCAUCUAAUAAAUUGUCUCUAAUUUUUGGAGGGCACGAGUCCAUGAUGGCCUUCAUAAACGUUGCCGUUUCACCUUAA